Messenger RNA from Anguilla rostrata (American eel), 3566 nucleotides. It is a transcript of the gene rapgefl1, whose product is annotated as Rap guanine nucleotide exchange factor (GEF)-like 1. The record is from RefSeq and is a predicted model, not a curated record. Gene Ontology annotation, biological process: positive regulation of GTPase activity; Ras protein signal transduction. Gene Ontology annotation, molecular function: guanyl-nucleotide exchange factor activity. The coding region runs from base 645 to 2510 and encodes 621 amino acids. Gene Ontology annotation, cellular component: plasma membrane. Lineage: Eukaryota; Metazoa; Chordata; Actinopteri; Anguilliformes; Anguillidae. The transcript is spliced from 15 exons.
GAUUACACUUGCGCCUGGAUAUCACCCAGCCAUAGCCUAUAUAUAUUCAUAAAUAUAUACAUAUAUAUCUGAGGGACGGUGAGUAGGCUACUUCGAAAGAGAGGUCGCAGUAGCCAGCGAAACCGCUGGGGCGCCGUGUUAAGGAUUCCCUGCAGUUAAAUCAAUCGCUUCAUUUCCAUAUUCCUUAUAUCCCCUCCCUGUUGUGCUGUAGAGUGCUAAUAUAACGCGUCGCUUGCUCAACAGAAGCUCUGGGGAAAAUUUUUGUAAUAUUUUAAAUGCACCGCUCCCCAGUUCGGGCGGUGCGUCUGAUGCGGCUGCAGACGCGGAAAACAAGUGCAAGACGUCAAUGAUCUCUCCCGUCGAAGAAGAGUGCUGUUUUUUCCAACUCGUAUAUACCCAUAGCCAGAACGCGUAUUUAACGUGUGGAGGACCGUCGUUCCUAUUGCUCGCUGGAUUUGUCCUUUUUCUCCUUGUAACUCACGACUAGACCAAUGGGUUCUUAAUCCUCGUUUUUAAAUAAUUUUCUGCUGUCGACAAAGACAACUGGAUAUCGGUACAUAUCCACAAAUAUAAUGUAGAAUUAAACGCGCUACCGUAGUUGCCAUUAUUACCAUCACUCUCAUUUUUGUGGCAUUCUAACCAAAAUGCCGGCUGGAAUGAAGCCUCUGGAAAAGUUUCUGAAGAAACAGACCACUGCCCUCAGUCGGGCUGGGGGUUUCGGGGAAAAAGCAACUGGCACGGGGGCUUCAAGGCGACGAGCCAGCCUCUCAAGAGUCGUGCCGUUCUUUCGCGAGACUUCGCCGGAGAGCGGCCCCGCGCGCGAGGUCUUCAGCCCCGACACGGAGGAGCCGCCGUGCUGGCCGCCCGCCGCCGCCGACAUCAGGAGUCCGUCUUUGUCGAGCGAUGAACAGAGCUCGGAAGCAAGUCUGGAGACGACCUGGACUCCGUUGCCCCCAGACACGCCUGAAAACAUUGCACUGGCAGUGCUUGACAGCGUAGCGGGCAAACGACAUAUAAACUGCACAGAAACGCUCCUGGAUGACUUCAUGUUGACACACCCCAUCUUCAUGGCCCCUGACAGGUUCCAGCAGGUCCUCCUCCAGCAAUUUGGGGGGGAGGGGAAGCAGGGGGGGGGCUGGCAGGGCUGGGACGGGGGCGAGAGGAAGCAGGCGGUGCUGAGCAUGGCCUUUCGUUACCUGGACACCUACAGAGAGCUUCUGCUGGAGGAGGGAGAAAGAGCCAGCAACUUCCCCAAGGAGCUGUACCUGUGCGCGGCGGGAGAGCUGAGUCAGCACCCCGAGCUGGUGGAGGAGGUCCUGAAGCUGCAGCGCUGGACAGAGAUUCUGCAGAGCUCAACGGAGGAGGACAAGGACGCCAAGCGGAAGCAGGUGCGCCCGCUGUUCCGCCACUUCCGCCGCAUCGACGCCUGCCUGCAGCCACGCGAGGCCUUCCGCGGCUCUGACGAGAUCUUCUGCAGGGUGUACACCCCGGACCACUCCUAUGUGACCAUCCGCAGCCGGCUGUCGUGCCGUGUGGGCGAGAUCCUGGCGCAGGUUCGAGAGAAACUGCAGUACAGCGAGGAGCAGCCCCGCCCCCCCGGGAACCUGCUGCUGGUGGCCGUUACGUCUGCAGGAGAAAAGGCUGUAUUCCGCCCCAGCGAUGAGGCUGUCUUCACCACCCUGGGGGUGAACACCCACCUGUUCGCUUGCGAGCCGGCGGAACUGGAGACCCUGUUGCCCUUGCCUGAGGAAAUCCACUGGUCUCCCGGCGACAGCAAGCUUCACGACAUGAGCGCGGAGGAGGUGGCCAAUCAGCUGGUGACGUUCGACUGGGAGCUCUUCAGCUGUGUCCACGAGCUGGAGUUUGUGUGCUACGUGUUCCAUGGCGAACAGGCUCGCUGGCGCCCCCUCAACCUGGAGCUGGUACUGCAGCGCUGCAGUGAGGUGCAGCACUGGGUCGCCACGGAGAUCCUGCAGUGCCAGUCCCUGCCCAAGAGGGUGCAGCUGCUGCGGAAGUUCAUCAAGAUCGCCGCAUUGUGUAAGCAGCAGCAGGACCUGCUGUCCUUCCUGGCGGUGGUGCUUGGUCUGGACAACCCGGCGGUCAGCCGGCUCCGACUCACUUGGGAGGGUUUGCCUGGGAGGUUUAAAAAGCAGUUUCAGCAGUUUGAGAGCAUUGCGGAUCCCUCCAGGAACCACAAGGCCUACAGGGACCUGGUGGGCAGCCUGAGGCCCCCUCUGAUCCCCUUCACCCCCCUGCUGCUGAAAGAUCUGACCUUCCUCCAUGAAAGCUGUAAGACGUUCCACGGGGAGAUGGUGAAUUUUGAGAAGAUGCACAAAGUGGCGGAGAUGGUGAGGAGCAUCCGGAGGUGCCGGAGCGCUCAGUUCGCCCUGGAUAUGGAGCCGUCCCCCUCGCACCUCCAGACACGGGCCUAUGUGCGGCAGCUGCAGGUCAUCGACAAUCAGAACCUGCUCUUCAACAUGUCCUGCAAGCUGGAGCCCAAAGACGUGUGAGAGUGAGCCUCAAAAACCUACUCUCCCCCCCCCCCGCCCGCAACACCCUCAACACCCCGUAACCCGCGCGCUAUCACAGACACUAUCUGAAACCCCCUGCUGCCCACUGACCACUAACUCUGCCCCUCCCCAGGCCUGGAGGCUUCUGAACUGCCACCCCUCACAGUGGUAGAUCGUACAGGAGUGUGUGAGCCAGUUAACUGUAAUUGUUUUCUUCGUGGUUGUAUGUGAAUGAGGUGCAGAGAGCCUACCUGCUAUAACCCCCACCAGCUCGAUUCCUCUUCCCGUCAGCAUUCGCCCCUCCCAGGCUCAUGACGGGGCUACGCCCAACGUUGUUGCACUGCCACCACCGAAACAAACUGAAGCCAGCUCGACUCGACCAGGCUGACCAUGACCGCUUUUUUGUACAGAUGUACAGAAACCACUUUCUCUGUGAGCUUGUGUACACUUUCUGCCUCUGGGGGCAGCGCUGCUUCAGAUGAGACAAUCUACCCCCCUCCCCCCCAGGCCCCGCUUCCUGUCCCCUUCUACCCCUCGCCCCCCGCCCCCCCGCACCCCAGCACUCCCACACCCUACUCAGGCACUCACCACGGACAGCUACGCAGCAGCCAUGAAAGAGUGCCCUUGGAAACGGACAUCACCUACUUGAGUGUGACGUGCACUUAAUUCUUCCUGGGUCAGGACCCCACGGAGGGCUGCCCCGCGUUGCCUGUAUAAUAUUUGUGUACAUAUCUGUAAAUAGUAAAAUAGAAAGGUCCUAUUUUAAGUAUGAGAUGAAAGAUGGUCAUACGUGGCCGAAGAGGCUUCAUCCUUUGUUUUGUAAAUUUGGUAACGGCGGUUUAACGGUCCUGUGGAGCUGUACAGCGUGUUUCUUUCGCUUCGGGAAAGUCCCGCUGCUGUAUUUUUUUGUAAAGAAGUCAGUGUUUACAGUGCGCUCUGUGGAAACUCGGAUAAAAGCCAGCCUGAGGAUGGACGCCGAUGCAGCUUGUUCUGUGUGGUAAAAUCCUUCUGAUCCCACCCUCUGACACUACGCCCUAAAUAAAGCUUCUGAUCAGC